AUGUGUCCUGCUAAAAACGUAAUUUGCCCCAAGUGUGGGGGUCAUCAUGAGAAUUGCGACACCACUUCGUUUUCUUGCGUCAAUUGUAAAGGCGACCAUAUAUCUUUGAGCAAGGCUUGUCCUGCGUACAAAAAAGAAAGGAAGCUGAGAGAGAUUAUGGCGGAGUUUGGAUGCACAUACAGAAAAGCAUUAGAAAUGUAUGUCCCACCUGAAAGGCCCAUUCUCCCCGAAAACACUGUCACACGAACCCUACUUACACCUAGCUGUGGCGACACUUUUCCACGUCUUAGAACGGAGCAGACACCAAGUAAGAAUAUAUAUCCUGAUCCGCCUAGUCAACUGACUUAUGCCGAAACCGUCAAAACAAAACCCAUUAUUCAUGAAGUGAAGUCAGCAGUUAAAACUACUCCUCGCUCCCUAAAUCCUAACAUUAAGUCAUCAAAGCGUCAAAAGAAAUCCACUGAGGAGGAUUGGGCAUUUUGGAAUUCAGAUGGAGGCAGUAAAGACGUUUAUAUGUCGUCUGAUGAGGAUGAGGGCCAAAAGGAACAGUGUCCGUCCAUUAAGGAGCUUUGGGACAGAAUCAAGGAAAAGAACACGACUUUAGCCGUUCACACCGCGUUGAAUUUCAUCCGUCACGCAAAAGAACAGAAAAAACUGGUUAUCGCGGUCUCUUUAGACAUCAGGGCGGCGUUUGACAACGCUUGGUGGCCCGCACUCUUUCAACGUCUGGCCAACCUUGAUGUGCCCAACAACAUCUACGGGCUCAUCAAGGACUACGUCAGGGACCGAGUGGUCACGUUGGAUCACGCCGGAGUGCGAGCGCGCAAGAUACUCACUAAGGGGUGCAUACAGGGGUCUGCGUGUGGCCCUGUUUUGUGGAACAUGAUCUUAGAUGACCUCCUAGACAUGCAGCUGCCAGCGGGAUGCCACAUGCAGGCCUUUGCGGAUGAUGUCCUCCUCAUAGUCACCGCGGACACUAAUGAAGAACUGCAGACCAUGACAAAUACCGUCCUGUCCGAAAUCAGUAACUGGGGUACUAAAGUUAAACUCAAUUUUGGCCCAGCGAAGACACAAGUCAUAGCUUUCACGCCGAAGGCCAAGUCUGUGCAGCUCCACAUGGACGGCACGGACUUGGCAUUCGUGCCUGAAAUUAAAUUGCUGGGCAUCAUCAUUGAUGAAAAGCUCUUAUUCAAAAGACACCUAAAAUACGUGCUAGGUAAGGCCUCGCGCAUUUACAACAAACUGUGCAUCUACGCGAGGCCAACCUGGGGCACACACCCCGAAAACACACGCACCAUAUACCUGCAUGUCAUUGAGCCGAUCAUCACCUACGCUGCGGGAAUAUGGGGUCAAGUGGCAAGGCAGAAGAGCGCACGCAAGGAUCUGGCCAGCCUGCAACGAGGCUUCGCGCUAAAGGCCAUCCGCGCCUUCAGGACAGUGUCCACUAAUGCUGCACUGGCGCUGGCGCAGCUCAUUCCACUUGACCUCAGAGUCCUCGAAGUACAUCAAAUCGAGCAAACUCGCCUUACCAAUACCACUCCCUUUCUACCAGAAGAUAUUCUGCUGGAGCGACCCACACCUGUACGCGAACUACUGCACCCAGCUUUGAGAAUCACUAAAUCCCAUCUAGACCACGAAGAAACGGACGAAACGCACCAAAUAUAUACCGACGGCAGCAAGCUAGACAGUGGCGCUGUGGGAGCUGCUUUUGUGUGCUUUGACCCAGGUGGCUCAGAACAACCGACCAUAACUAAAAAACUUAAACUACACGACUCUUGCACGGUCUUCCAGGCUGAGCUCUUUGCCAUCCUGGAGGCCUGCAAAUGGGCAGCUCGCAAAUAUCAAAACACUGUCAUCUACACAGACUCUCAAUCUUCACUACUAGCAAUAGCAGACAGAAGUAACACACAUCCACUUGUCACACAGAUACACAAAAUUAUACACACGCAUCGCGACACAAAACAGAUCACAUUAAAAUGGGUCAAGGCACACAGGGGCAAUGUCGGCAACGAAGCUGCCGACGCCGCGGCAAAACUAGCGACUCAGCUUCACAAAACACCUGACUACAGCUUGUUCCCAAUCUCGUAUGUAAAACAUAAGCUCCGCAUGCAUAGCCUGGACCUUUGGCAGGCACGUUAUUCAUCCAGUGAACAAGGACAGUACACCAAAAAUAUUUUUCCAAAUCUUACCGACAUCAAACAAUUCCGAAAACACACAGACAUUCACUUCCACACAACACAAAUACUCACCAACCACGGUUUCCAUAAAACGUACCUACGUCGAUUCCACAUCACUCCGGACGACUGCUGUCCUUGCAACACCAGUACACCCCAGACAGUGACGCACCUGCUGACAGAUUGUCCGAGGUUCGCUGCGGGGCGAAUGCGCCAUGAGUCGCUGUGCGCGUACUAUGACAUUGACCCGUAUAGCUUGCCAGAACUACUUAAGAAAGAGGAAGCGCUGGCAAGCUAUACGGAGUUCGUGCGUCACAUAUAUUCGGGUCUAAAAGCCUACAAUGGAACAUAA
This is a messenger RNA of Helicoverpa zea (corn earworm), 2526 nucleotides long. RefSeq lists its product as uncharacterized. Lineage: Eukaryota; Metazoa; Arthropoda; Insecta; Lepidoptera; Noctuidae. The transcript has 2 exons. Gene Ontology annotation, molecular function: RNA-DNA hybrid ribonuclease activity; nucleic acid binding. The coding region runs from base 1 to 2526 and encodes 841 amino acids. The record is from RefSeq and is a predicted model, not a curated record.